CGCUCAGCGCUGGUGCUUCCUGUUCCGGUGCCAGGAGGGGCCGCGCGCUGUUGGUGCUGGUGCUGGUGCUGCUGCUUCCGCUGCUGGUGCCGUCGUCGCCACUGCUGUCAGUCAGUCUGCACUUGGUUCUUCAGCCCUUGGUGUCCUCGUGUCCAUCACUGCCUCUGGACCUUGCUCCGUGCUCGGAUCUUGCCGGGAAAAUGUCUGAUGAAUUUUCGUUGGCAGAUGCGCUACCUGAGCACUCCCCUGCCAAAACCUCUGCUGUGAGCAAUACAAAACCCGGCCAACCUCCUCAAGGCUGGCCGGGUUCCAACCCUUGGAAUAACCCAAGUGCUCCACCUUCUGUGCCAUCUGGACUCCCACCAAGUGCAACACCGUCCACUGUGCCUUUUGGACCAGCACCAACAGGAAUGUAUCCCUCUGUGCCUCCCACUGGACCACCUCCAGGACCCCCGGCACCCUUUCCUCCUUCUGGACCAUCAUGCCCCCCACCCGGUGGUCCUUAUCCAGCCCCAACUGUGCCAGGGCCUGGCCCCACAGGGCCAUAUCCUACACCAAAUAUGCCCUUUCCAGAGCUUCCACGACCAUAUGGUGCACCCACUGAUCCAGCUGCAGCUGGUCCAUUAGGUCCAUGGGGAUCCAUGUCUUCUGGACCUUGGGCACCAGGAAUGGGAGGGCAGUAUCCUACCCCUAAUAUGCCAUAUCCAUCUCCAGGGCCAUAUCCUGCACCUCCUCCUCCCCAAGCACCAGGAGCAGCACCACCUGUUCCGUGGGGCACUGUUCCACCAGGAGCUUGGGGACCACCAGCACCAUAUCCUGCCCCUGCGGGAUCCUAUCCCACACCAGGACUCUAUCCCACUCCUAAUAAUCCUUUUCAAGUGCCUUCAGGACCUUCUGGUGCUCCACCAAUGCCUGGUGGUCCCCAUUCUUACCAUUAAGUUAAUGGAUGAAGAGAUGACGCUUUGCUUUUUGAAGUACAUAUAUAUGCACAUGAAUGCAUAUAUAAAAAUUGCUGGUUUCACUAUUAGAGGGCAUUCAUGAAAGAACAACUGUUGCACCUCUCAGAAGAUAUCUGCCUCUUGUACUUGGAUGUAUAAUAUAUCAGAUGGAUACAAUCAGAUAAAAAUGUAAAAGUAAAUCAUUAAAAUGUGAUUUUUAUUCAGUUUUUAUGGAAAGUUAAAAUAAGUAUAUUGAAUAGCUCUUUGAUAUAAUUUGUUUAAAACAAAUUUUGGAUUUGUUUAAAUUAUGUAACUACACACUUAAAAAUCUAAGAUGUUGUGGAUUAUUGGUAGACUCUGCAACCUCAUUGGCAAAUUAUUUCAAGUAUUUUUCUAUAAUCACCUUUUCCCUAAAUAAACACACUUUGAAAAUAUUCACAAUGUCAUAAUUUAAACAAAUGAUGCUUCUCAACAUCUUGAACUGCUCUAUCCAUAGAAUAAAUAAAUCUAGUCCUCUUGAGGUUAUGUUUUGAAUAUACAUUUUUGAACUGGCAGUAAUUAUUGUCAGAUGUUGAGUUUAUUGGGCAGUGUUCAUUUCAUCCUUGAGAAUUUAGUGAAAACUUGCAUUUUGAGUUUCACUUGAUUUGUUUUACUUCUAGCCAAAUGAGUCAAAAAGCUCCAAAAUCUGCCAUUUAUGGAAACUUUUAUUUUUAAUGCAGGCCAACAUGUAUGUAAAUUAUGCUCUUAGAGAAUUGGUGGUCUCUGUAUUGCUUUAGAAUAGAUUGAGAUGUCCAUAUUGCUUUGGGAAGAGCUCAAGGAAGGAAAUAGUUCUCUCUUUUGUGUCGAACCUCAAAAACGAGAGGAAACCCUGGGAGUUGCUUCAUAGUGACAAGUAAUUUGCAUUCCCACAAAACACUCUUCCACCCCUUUCAUGUAGCCUCUUCUCCCUCAGUUCUGUAGGAUCACAUUCCUUAAUUCCUCCCUGAUACGGAAAACUGGCACGCUCUAGAGGUCUGUCAUAAACACAUAUAGCAGUUCUGCUGAGAGAACCUUAGUCAUACAGGCAUGACUGUUCUCUUUGUACAAGUGUGAUCAAAAUAAUGUGUCUGUCUUUCAGAGUCUGGUUAAGCUAUGUCGUUGUCUCUUGCAUAGUAUCCUGGAUCUGUUUGUAGAGUGCUUAUGGCUAACAGUUCAGUUCUGUAUUCAUCAACAGGUAAAUAGAUAGAAUUAGUGCCAUCCUUAAAAAUUAUCCUCUGACACUGAAAAUAAAGUGUAGAUCUCUGCAAUUGAGUUUAAAGAAGUGUGAUUGUAUUGCUUAAAUGUGUUGUUUGUAGCUACCAGAAUAGUCUGAGUAGUUUUUUUUGGCACCUUAUCUUUGAAUCACAUUCUUAAUUUUGGGAUAGAACUGACUGUGUUACUUGUGGAAUAACAUUUUGAAGCUUUUAAUAUAUCCAUUGGGUUAUACUAAAAUGUAUUGUGAAUUUCUUUACCAGUAUAGGACAGAUUUAUGCUAGAGCUCUUGUUUUUGCUUAGAAAUAAAGUAUUUAGUAGUUUAUUUCUUGUAUAGUUAAAAUGUCAAGAAUGCCAAAUGCUGCCAAUGUAAUGGUUUGAUAGCUACCUCCUUUUAAGAAAGCAAGAUGAUCACCUUUGGGAGGAACACUCAGUGUUUCAACCUCCCUUUUAAGUGGACGAUAGAUUCAGGCUUCCAGAAUUGAAACUAUAAUUUGUUUAGAUAUUUUCAGACUGGUGAAUGUUGCUAGACAGUCUUACAAAGUGGCACGAGUAGUCUUUUUAUCUUUCACUUACUUACAAGACCAAGUGGCAGCUAUCUACAACACUUUUGAAAUCUGUUGUCAAAGUAGCCUUCAAUUUACAGGGCAGGUCACUGUAGAAGGCUGUACCUUAAAUUAUCAGUAUCAUGUCAGCUAACUUUGGAGACAUAAGAUGAUAGGAAAAGUGAGAUGGCAGCAAAGAUAUCUCUCCUUUUAGUUGUUGUGAUUGUCCUGCGUUAGGAUGACAACUCUGGCUUUAGGUGUAUGUGACAUUUGAUAUAACACUGGACAGGAUGAUGUCGGACUGAAAGAGGAAGAGGCAGGAAGUUUGGGACUCUGAUUGAGGAGCCCGUGUGUUAUUGGAGAAAAAUCUUUUGUUCAAGGAUUGGAAGGACCAUGAACACAAGAUUUGAAAUUACUCUUCCCAAUAAGUAUAUUAACUUUGCUAGUGAUUCAUACUGCUCAGUGUGCCCUAGACAAUACUGCUGUUAGUAGUUUACUUUUCAAGGACUUUCCAAAUGAUAUUUGGGGGGAUUUUUUUUUUUAAUGGAAGAGUAAAAAAGGGAACAGAAUUUGCUUUUAUUUCUGUAAUUAUUUAGAACAUCAUUUCUCAAAUCAGGGAAGAGGUCUCAACUCUUGAGAGUAAUCUGGGCAAAAAGUAUUCUUAGGUUCAGGAUGGAGUUAAGAAUGUAAGUUUCCAUGGAGAAAUGGGAGAAACAUCUAAGGAGCAUUUCUUUUUACAAGGGAAUAAUUUGCUUUCAAAAUAAGUCAUGCUAGGCUAAGAUGCAUUUGUGGAAGAUUGCUUGUAACCAAGUAUGUUUGGUCUUAAAGGAAUAUAAAGAAUGGAAUAGGCUGGCAUUUGGACUUAAGAGCAAGAAUUUUCAAAUAAAUUGGAUGGAGAUAGUUCGGAUAACAUUGAGGAAUAAUAUUCCUGGGGUGUGAAUGUUAGACUUUGAAAUGUUGAGCCUAAAAAUAACAAACGAAAACUUAAAAUAUAGACCUUACAUUCACACACUCGGUUCUCAAGAAUCAAGGCGCUUUAAAGGAAUUUAUAAAAUAGCUUGGCUUGUUUUUACUGGGCUCAGCCUGACACCUUUUCAUGUUUGAGAAUGGCCGUUUUGUCUAGUUAUAUAUUGAUUAUUCAGGAACAGACAAGGCAUUUUUUAAAUUGCCAAAGGCCUCCUUCCUUUUCCAUUUUACUGUUUAUUCUUUUCAGUAGAGAAUGGUAAUAGGGCAGAAAAGAAAAGUGAAUUUUUGGCCUUGGUCUGUCACACCAUUACAAUGGAACAUUGGAAUAUUUUCUAGGAAAAAAGGUCAGUGUGCCCAUGAUAUUUACCUCAUAAAUAAUUAGUGCUACCUAUUGUACUCAAAUGUACAGCUUUUAAAACUAGAGAUGGAAAAAGCUCUACUCAAAGUUUCAAAAAGAAUACUGUGCCUAGUUUGCAUAUCAGUCAGUUGCCUACACCUUUAAAUGAUUAGUGCCAUGUCUUCCUUCCUCACCCUGAAUAAUCUAGUGCCAGCUUUAUUAAAAUACCACGGUUAUAAACCCUGGGAGUUAAACCUAAGCACAGACCUUCCAGUGUUAACAUUUUUGAAAAGCAGAAGGCUAAAUUCAGAUGAAUCACACUGAUCCACUGUGCUAUGCAUAGAAAGUGGUGGGUGGCGUUCGGGGAGGACUAUAAUUUAAUCCUAAUAGAGCAAUAUUUAGUAUGAAGACACUGUUCUUUUUAUUUUCAGAAUUCUGCCAAGUAAAACAAAAAUUGCCAAUAAAAUAGUAAGUAUUAAAGAAAUGCCAUGCAAGCUUCUGGCUCUAGAAUAUUUCUGAGAACUACAUUCAUUCAACACUUUAUGUCUGUGACCCCGGUGUUUUGCCAGAUGCCAGAGAUACAGACAUGAAAGAGAAUGCCUGUCCUUGAGAGGUUUAUAGUCUAAGGGUGGCAUUACAGAAUUCGUUAGUGUAUCCAUUACUAGUUUAACCUAGAUAAACAUUUUGUUAUUCCUGCUGGUGGAAAUUAUAGACCCAGCCUUAAGGCAUUUAAAGAGCAAAGUGUGCUGUAACUUUUUUUUUUUUUUUUUUUUAAGAAAUUAUGUUUUCCAAGAUUGUAGUCUUGUCAGUGUAGCUUUUCAAGCAUGCAAAUAGUGGGAUGUUUUUUCCUCCUUUCCCCUGGAUAAAGGCACUUUCACUUCCCGUCACUGAUAACAGAUACUGAUUUGUUGCCAUUAAGUAAACUUGACUUCUUUGUGCUCUAUAAAGGUUUUUUGUAUUUUUUCUUGAUAUUGUUAUUUUUUUCAUUGACUCCAUGACAAAUUUAAUGUAUGUAACUGUCUAUGCAUUUUAAGUUAAACUGCCUAAAAUGUGAUUUGAGACAUAUACAUUUGUUUGUAUUAUGAACUAUAAGCAAUCUGUUUGAGACUAGGUUUUAUCACCUGCUGCUGUAUUUGUAAACAAAGACAAAUGUCGCUUUAAGAAGUAAUUAUAAUUAGGAAUAGUCUAUGGGUGUGAUACUUGAUAUUUUUAAAGAUAAACUUGUUUGCUUUUGUGUAUUAUACCUGAAAACUUUUCUUAAAAUGUAUUUUCAUGGUU
Phyllostomus hastatus (greater spear-nosed bat) is the source of this 5294-nucleotide messenger RNA. It is a transcript of the gene MAPK1IP1L, whose product is annotated as mitogen-activated protein kinase 1 interacting protein 1 like. Lineage: Eukaryota; Metazoa; Chordata; Mammalia; Chiroptera; Phyllostomidae. The transcript has 4 exons. The coding region runs from base 201 to 938 and encodes 245 amino acids. The record is from RefSeq and is a predicted model, not a curated record.